Molecule: messenger RNA, 1767 nt
Organism: Diaporthe amygdali
Lineage: Eukaryota; Fungi; Ascomycota; Sordariomycetes; Diaporthales; Diaporthaceae
Product: trna-dihydrouridine synthase 1
Exons: 1
Coding region: 1-1767 (588 amino acids)
Biological process (GO): tRNA processing
Molecular function (GO): tRNA dihydrouridine synthase activity; flavin adenine dinucleotide binding
Source: RefSeq, a predicted model, not a curated record
AUGGCUGAGGCGAUAGCUGCCGCCGUAGACCCGGCGGCACGGCCGGCCAAGCUGCAUGGCCGCGCAUUCUACGAUAGUAUUGGGAGCCCCAAGUACAUCGUGGCCCCGAUGGUGGACCAGUCCGAGUUUGCCUGGAGGAUGCUGUCGCGAUCCUUCCUCCCCGAGUCCGAAAGGCCCAACAUCCUCGCCUACUCUCCCAUGCUCCACGCCCGCCUCUUCACCGACGGCCAGAAGUACCGCCUCUCUCACUUCCAGCCCACGCGUUCGUCAAAGUCGCACAUCACCUCCCAGCCACCGGCAGACGCCACCGCCGGCAGCGACCUCUCCGACGACCAGCCGUACCUCGACGGGAACCCGGCCAUCGAUCGGCCCCUCUUCGUACAAUUCUGCGCCAACGACCCUCAGGCCCUCCUCAGCGCAGCGAAGCUCGUCGCCCCACACUGCGACGCCGUGGACCUCAACCUCGGCUGCCCUCAGGGCAUCGCACGCAAGGGCCACUACGGCGCGUUCCUGCAGGAGGACCAGGAGCUCAUCCACAACAUGGUCAAGACGCUACAUGAGAACCUGCCCAUACCCGUGACCGCAAAGAUACGCAUCCUGGAGACCAAAGAGGCGACGCUGGCGUACGCGAAGAACGUCCUGAGCGCGGGGGCCAGCAUCCUGACGGUGCACGGCCGGAGGAGGGAGCAGAAGGGCCACUUGACGGGCAUCGCGGACUGGGAAUAUAUCAGGUACCUGAGGGAGAACCUGCCGCCCGAGACGGUCAUCUUCGCCAACGGCAACGUCCUGCAGCACGGCGACCUCCAGCGGUGCCUGGACGCCACGGGCGCCGACGGCGUCAUGUCCGCCGAGGGCAACCUGAGCGACCCGGCCCUGUUCGCGCCGCCGCCAGGGCCGGGGGCGGAGACGAGGGAGUACUGGCGCGGCAGGGACGGGAGCGGCGGGUGGCGGGUCGACGCGAUCAUGCGGCGGUACCUGGACAUCAUGCACCAGUACGUGCUGGAGCAGGAGCCGCCGGCGAGGCGGCCGCUGUUCGUGCCCGGGGACGACGAGGCCUGGCUCAGGGAGCAGCGGGAGGCGGGCGACGGCGAGGAUGCGCAGGAGCCCGCGAGGAAGAAGCGGAGGAAGGACGGGGGCGGCAAGCCCGGCGCCAAGAUCACGUCCAUCACCGCCGGGCCCAACUUCGUCGGCAUGCAGCCGCACCUGUUCCACCUGCUCCGGCACUUUGUUACGCGCCACCACGACGUGCGGGACGCGCUGGCCAAGUCAAGGCUCGGCGACAUCUCGGUCCACGAGGGCAUCCUGGCCAUGGUCGAGAGGAAGGUCGCCGAGGGACUGCUCGAGUACGAGAGAACAGGCGGCAAGAGCGUCGAGGACGACGGGCGGAAUGGCGCCUACGAGAAGGGCUCGCGGGCCGAGGCCGGGGCGGACGGAAAAAACGAGACUGAGGCAGACGCUGAGGUCGUCGACGACCCGGACAGCUCGAUAGCCACGGUUAAGAGGUGCAAGCGGCCGUGGUGGAUCGCCCAGCCCAUCGUGCGGCCCCUGCCGGCCGAGGCCCUGGCGAAGGGCGCGAUAUCUCUGGGUAAAAAGGACAAGCGCAACCUCGGCGAGGACGCCAGGAAGAAAGCGGACGCGGAGGUGCACACUGCUGCUGCUGCUGCCGCCCCUGCCAUCAAGAUGGGCGAGAAUGGCACUGCCGCCCAGGCGGCAGAGUCCCUGGCGAAGACUACGGACUACCCCGACAGCACUUUGGUUUCUGGAUAA